Molecule: messenger RNA, 2287 nt
Organism: Dinoponera quadriceps
Lineage: Eukaryota; Metazoa; Arthropoda; Insecta; Hymenoptera; Formicidae
Product: superoxide dismutase [Cu-Zn], chloroplastic-like
Exons: 6
Coding region: 711-1334 (207 amino acids)
Biological process (GO): removal of superoxide radicals
Molecular function (GO): copper ion binding; superoxide dismutase activity
Source: RefSeq, a predicted model, not a curated record
CGCCAGUGCUACCGUCCACGCGCACGUUUGUCACGCCUUUUCCCGCUCUGGCUGUCCAUCUUGUUAAUUGACCUCUGACCUGUUCAUCCGGAAGGAACGCUACGUGUCAUAUCGGUCGGCCGGAACCGAGCGAUCGGCGAGACAUUUUCAGCGGAACAUUUUUCACAAACGUUGUCGCCAGCAGCAGAGCGAAGGUCGAGGUCCUCCGUGAACCCUCCGAGAGGGGACUCCGCGAGGUCGACGACCGAUCGCGGGUACACGGUGCAUCUCGAGAGCGGCAGAUCUCUAAAAGGAUUCAGCGCAAAGUCGCGUCUCGCGUAAUCGCGAUAACGCCGGUAAGGAGGAAGCGAAGCGGCGAGAAAGAGAUAGAGGAACAAGAGAAAGAGAGAGUAACAGAGAGAGAGAGAGAGAUAGAGUGAGAAAGAGAGAGAGAGAGAGAGAGAACGGUUCUCCUCGCGGCUGCCUCGCGCGAAUCGGCGUUUCUCUUUCGAGCUCUCGAUUCUCCAAGUUUGCUCGUCGUCGUUGUAAGACGCAGUCGAUGCUCGGCGCUUUAAGUCGCGCGAUCCACGCGAGUGGGCGUCAAUAGUGCGUCUCACAGUGCGAGGCAAUAUCGAGGAAAAGCAGUGUCACGCCCGCAGCUGUCCGCGAAGCACGAGCCUCGGUCACGUGGAAACUCCGGGAGUAGCAGCCUUUGUCAGUUCCAAUACACGAUGAGUCGAAUGGUGAUAUUGCUAUUGGGGGCUGUAACAGUCGUUACAGCUGAGGAGAUGGUGGCGGUCGUUCGCCUGACGCCACAUGACGUUAGCGUGAAGAACGUCACGGGUAACCUGAAGAUCGUUCAGUCCGUCCCGAAUGGGCCCGUCACUAUCACCGGAACGAUCCACGGUCUCACAGAGGGGCUCCACGGCUUCCACGUGCACGAGAAGGGAGACCUGACCGACGGUUGCACAUCCGCGGGGGCGCACUUCAAUCCUGAGAACGUGACUCAUGGCGGCCCGGAAGACACUGUCAGACAUGUCGGCGAUCUGGGAAACAUCCAGGCAAAUCCUAACGGGGAUGCGGAAGUAAAUAUCACCGACAAUAUCAUCUCUCUGAGCGGACCGAAUAAUAUCCUGGGACGAUCCUUCGUCGUUCACUCCGGCGAGGAUGACCUCGGCAAGGGCAAUCACACUCUUUCGUUGUCAACCGGCAAUUCCGGGGGCCGUUGGGCCUGCGGUGUCAUUGGCGUCCAGUCGCCGACAGGCAGCUGGAACUCCGGCUCGUUCACCUUGCCGAGUGUGUCAACCUUCAUGAUAUUCUUCCUCGUCGUCGCUUAUCAGCAUUUCAAGUACUAAUGAGAGGCCGGUGUAAUAUCGUAUCCUCGUCCAAAGACAGAUAAAUUACGUUCGUAUUUGCAUUCUCGAGGUAAGUACGACUGCGGGGGUCGUGAGACAUCGAUUGUCAGUGCUGACGAUCCGACGAUAAUCGCGACCUCGGCGGUGAGAGUGAAUGAGCGAAAUUUCAACGGCCCAACGGGUCGGUUAUUCGUCGAAACAAUAUUACUUCGUUGCAAAAUAUUCGGGGAAAAUUGCCGGCCUGUUCGUCGUUUAUUAUUAUCGUUGUCUCGGCAUAACUCGCGAAACGCGAGCCGAUCAGUACGACUCUCGUCUAUAAAUGUUGUGAUAAAUUGACACGGUAAUUGCAUUUACUAUGUACUUGUGAACAUCGAACUGCCUCCUUAGGUUAGAUCGAGACAUCGGAAAGAUCGAUUUCACGAUCACGUGCUCGCGUUUGACUCGAAUGACGAGUUUUCACUUGGGCCAUCUAAUCAGGCAGUUUCAGCGUUAGAAACUUAGAAACACUUGAUUCGCCGCGUGAGAGCAAGAAGUGGUUCACUUAAAACGUUAUGUGUCUCAGGUAUAUUGUCUACAGCGUGUGGUGCAAUUUGCUAUGUAUACUUAAUUACUUAAUCACGGAGGACGUGCAAUAUGAUUGAGCAAUAUUGCGAUUUAGUGUUACAAGUUUUGCUCGUGAUAGCUCGAUUUUAUCAAUGUCGUUUUCAUAUGUGUCGAUAUGACGCUACGAUUCAUGGCGUGCACUUUUGCUUUCAAUUAAUUUCUCGUCGUUCCACGAGUUCUUCGACACAAACAUAUUUAUUGAUCGAAACAUAUUAUUGAUCAGAUUGUAAACUUUCCCUAUGUACUCGUGUCUCUCUCUCCCUCUCUUACUCGUCCAUAAUAUCUCUUUAUUGUGAUUGUUGUUUGUACAAUAAGACAAUUUGCUAAAAUAAAGUGUCGUUUGGUGUAAA